This is a messenger RNA of Morus notabilis, 1637 nucleotides long. RefSeq names its product equilibrative nucleotide transporter 1. Lineage: Eukaryota; Viridiplantae; Streptophyta; Magnoliopsida; Rosales; Moraceae. Bases 165 to 1460 code for a protein of 431 amino acids. Gene Ontology annotation, biological process: nucleoside transmembrane transport. Gene Ontology annotation, cellular component: plasma membrane. The record is from RefSeq and is a predicted model, not a curated record. Gene Ontology annotation, molecular function: nucleoside transmembrane transporter activity. The transcript is spliced from 2 exons.
AAACUUAAAAUGCAAAAUUACGAGGGUGUACUGAAAUAAUUGCAAACUAUACUGCAAAUUGGGAUUUUUCCCAAAUUCCUCAAUCGACAACAUAAAUAACUACCACCAACCAACCAAAACAGACCCAACCCAGAUCCAGACCCCGGCCCAUUUAACCAUCUCCGAUGGGUUUGUCUGUCCACUCCGGCGACGCCGACUCCGCCCUCCUCCUCCCCACAACCGCCGACAACAGCACCACCACCACUUCAUCUCCAAGAGCAAUGUUUAUCAACAACAAAGUCCCACAAGACUCAUUCCACUUCGCCUACAUAAUCUACUUCACCUUAGGCCUCGGAUUCCUCCUCCCAUGGAACGCCUUCAUCACUGCCGUCGACUACUUCUCCCACAUCUACCCCGACGCCAGCGUCGACCGGAUCUUCGCCGUCGUCUACAUGCUCGUCUGCCUCGUCUUUCUCCUCCUCGUCAUCUUCUUCUCACAUAACUCCGACGCCUACCCGCGGAUCAACGCCGGCCUCGCCCUCUUCGUUGUCGCCAUGCUCGUCGUCCCCGUCAUGGACGCCGUAUAUAUUAAGGGUCGGGUCGGGUUGUACGCCGGGUUUGACGUGACGGUUGUGGCGGUGGCGCUGUCGGGAGUGGCCGACGCGUUGGUGCAGGGCGGGAUCAUUGGCUCCGCUGGUGAGCUGCCGGAGAGGUACAUGCAAGCUGUCGUCGCUGGUACUGCGGCUUCAGGCGUCUUGGUUUCAUUUCUAAGGAUCCUAACCAAAGCUGUGUAUCCACAAGAUGCUUACGGCCUUAGGAAAAGCGCGAACCUCUAUUUUGCUGUUUCAAUAGUUGUCAUGGUCAUUUGCGUUGUUUUCUACAAUUUGGCACCUAGGCUUCCAGUCAUGAAGUACUAUAGAGAGUUAAAAGUUGAGGCUGUGAAUGAGGAGAAAGAGGAGAAAGGUCCUCUGACCGGAGCUGUAUGGAGAUCGACUUUGUGGGACAUAGUUGGGAGAGUCAAGUGGUAUGGAUUUGGCAUUGUCCUGAUCUACCUUGUAACCUUGUCAAUAUUCCCGGGAUACAUCACGGAAGAUGUGCAUUCUGAGAUUCUCCAGGAUUGGUAUUCGGUCCUGCUGAUUGCCGGCUACAACGUGUUCGACUUGGUUGGCAAGUCACUAACUGCAUUGUAUCUCCUUGAAAAUGAAAAGUUUGCAAUUGGCGCAACUGUUGUGAGAUUGUUGUUCUUCCCUCUCUUCUACGGGUGCUUGCAUGGCCCAGAAUUUUUCCGGACUGAGAUUCCGGUGAUGAUUCUCACUUGCCUCCUGGGACUUACCAAUGGCUAUUUGACUAGUGUGUUGAUGAUUUUGGCUCCCAAAGUUGUGCCAUUGCAACAUGCUGAGACUGCAGGGAUUGUGAUUGUAUUGUUCCUAGUUAUUGGUCUGGCUUUUGGGUCAAUUGUAGCUUGGUUUUGGGUUAUCUGAAUUUCCUAGCAAUUUCUAAAAUAUUUGAUGCUGGAUUUCAUACUAGUGGAUGGGGGAAAAAUGACCUCUUUUGGCUCUCUCAUCCUGUUAAAGCUGUGUAAAUCUUUUAUUGUUGUAAAACUAUUUCUAUUGGGUGUUAAAUGUUAAUAGUACAUUACUGCUCUUAUUGUUUUUCAA